GAGACGCGGGAAUUGACUUUGGUGCCUCAAAAGCCGCAAAUCCUACACACAAAAUUAAGACAAGAAAGAAAUAAUUACUACUAUUACCUUCUCUUCUCUUGCAAUUACAAAUUAUAUUAUGGGAGGAGAAAGAAAGAAAAUGGAGAUCGAUCUUUCUUUCAAAAUCGCUGUCCAAAAAGAACAAGAAGCAAACCAAGAGACUCAAGAUGAGGAAGAUGAUGACCCAGAAGAGAAACCAGAUGUAAAACAAUCCCAAGAUGAUGAAGAAGAUGCGGCCAUGGCACCUGCCCCAGGAGAAAUGAAAGAUGCUGCGGAAUUGUCCUUACAAGAUAACAUGAAGGCAGAAGAGCUAUCUGUGCUGCAAAUGGAGAUAAAUCGCAUGAAGGAAGAAAACAAGGCGCUGAGGAGGGUAGUGGAGCAAACCAUGAAGAAUUUUCAUGAUCUCCAGAUGAAACUUGCUGUUAUCCAGCAAAAUAAUUACCAGAAAAAGGAUAUUCCUCAAGGCUUUCUCUCACUAAGUACUGAUGGAAAUGCAAUUCAAGAACAAGCAAGAAAAUCCUUCGUCGGAAAAACAUCACCGGUAUCAACAGAUCAUGACGUUGAUAAAGAGAAUGAGCUAGGGUUGUCCCUCGGGCUCUCGGAUUCUGGAUCAGACCAGAAAGAAAGGAAGGAAGAGCAGAAGGAGGAGAUCACAAAUCUCAUGGCGGUUCAGAGAAAUCAUCAGCAGAGUUUGUCUGGGAUCACAAGCCAUGUUGCUAUCCCUCCCAAUAGAAAAACUAGGGUUUCUGUUAGAACAAGAUGCCAAGCUGCAACAUUGAAUGAUGGCUGCCAAUGGAGAAAAUAUGGUCAGAAAAUUGCCAAAGGAAAUCCUUGUCCUCGAGCCUAUUACCGUUGCACCGUGGCGCCGGGGUGCCCGGUUAGGAAACAGGUCCAAAGAUGCUUGGAGGACAUGUCAAUUCUCAUCACAACCUAUGAAGGGACUCAUAAUCAUCCUCUUCCGGUGGGAGCCACGGCCCUGGCUUCCACAGCCUCGGCUGCAGAGGCUUCCUUUAUGCUACUAGACUCAAGCAACCCUCACUCAGAUGGAAUCUCAACCUUCACUCAAGCGUCUCUCCCCUACCAAAACAAUGCUUUCAUGCUGAACUCAGCCUCUCCUCAUCCAUCCAACAUCAGGACCAUAAACCCCAAUUAUGACCCUUGUAAAGGCAUUGUUCUUGAUCUCACAACCUCCGGUACCUCCUCACAGAAUUCCGGCCCCCAACCAGGUUUCCUAUUGGAAAAACUAAACUAUCCAAAUAUUUUUAAUACCCCAAGAGGAGGGCAGGAAUCUUUAGCUGAGAAUGUUGGUGCAAUGGCUUCAGAUCCAAAAUUUAGGGUUGCGGUAGCGGCGGCCAUUACAUCAUUGAUGAAUAAAGAAAGCCAAACAGGUCUUAGUAUUGGACCUUGUUUGGUUGGUAGGGAUAAUGGGGAGAGUGGUAGCUCAGGUCCCAACAACUGAUUGCUUGAAUCACUUUCUGGAAAUGGAAAUGGUAAGCCUAACAUUCAGCAUUCACCUUAGAAGAAUCUAAUAGAUAAGUCAAAAACCUUUUUCCUUUUUUUUUUUUGAGGCACAGAUUAAAAGCUAUACGCAGCCCAUACACAUGUAAUUGACCAUAUUUUUAUUGUCUUUUUCUAGAUUUAAGAACAUCAAGUUUAUGGUUGAGAAAGAAAAACGACUUCAUAGUCAAUAAAACCUGCAUGUUUUA
This is a messenger RNA of Rubroshorea leprosula, 1745 nucleotides long. The record is from the annotation of a GenBank genome assembly. NCBI's taxonomy places the organism in Eukaryota, Viridiplantae, Streptophyta, Magnoliopsida, Malvales, Dipterocarpaceae.